AUGGUGCCAAGUAGCUUCAUCUUCUUCCUUAGCAACGUUGUCAAAGCGACCUCGAAUGAGGAUGGUGAAGGCAGCAGCUUUGUGAAGUCUCAGAAGAAUUUCGCCAGCCAUAAAAUCGUGAACCUUUUCAACAACAACAGGAGGACGGAGGUGACCGAGGAGGAGGCAGAGAGGCAGCAGCGGAUGGAGGAAGGGAAUAUUCUGGAUUUGCAUGAGAGGAAGGAUGAGGAACGCCGGAAGAUCCGAGAGGAGAAGGCGCGCCUGGCACGACGCGCCGCCAUCCAGGAACUGCACCAGAAAAGGGCCCAAAAGGCCUUGGACGCAAAGCACUUGGCAGAAGAAGAGCUCGCGCUGGUGAAGGAGAGCAGAAGGGUGGCGAAGAAGAAGCCUGCCCCUGCGAGGAACGUCAGCCCGGCCGGCAGCGGCGCCAAAGCCAAUAACGCUGAGGCCAACUUCCACUCCUUAGCUGCAGAGCCAGAGGAAAGGGGCCUCGCAGAGCUUGGCUCCGUGCCCUCGCGGGAGCCUGGAGCAGAGGACAAGCUGCAGGAUGUGAGCUCCAGAGAGACGGGCGGCGAGGAUCUGGAGACGGUGGUGACUGCUGUCAGCAGGGCUCAGUCCAAGGUCACGCUCAGCGAGCUGCUGGACACGCUCAGGCUGUUGGAGGAAGAGCCAGAGCUCCUGCCCCCACCGAAGGUCUUCAAGAAGGACAGAUGUGCCUGGAUGGAUGGGCAGGAGCCCAGUUCCAAUUCCCUGACUGCCGAUAACUUGGAGAAGUUUGGGAAGCUGAACCACUCCCCGGGGGUCCCCGAGGACGGGGCCCUGCUCUCGGAGGCCAAGCUCCAAAGCAUCAUCAGCUUCCUGGAUGAGAUGGAGAAGUCGGAACAGGAGAGGCCCAGGUCGGCCGCCUCGGCCACGCAGCGGGAGGGUCUCCUCUCGGAAGAGGAGCUGGCUCACUUGGAGCAGGCGUCGGCUGUUGCCACAGAGGUCACGAGCUCCAUCAUGAGGCUGAAGCUGGAAGUGGAGGAGAAGAAGCGAGCCAUCAGCCUGCUGCAGACGGCCCUGGCUCAGCAGAGGGAACUGACUGUCCGGCACGUCAAACAGACCGAGGAGGAGCUCAGCCACCAGCUCAGGCUGCAGCGGGAACAGUACGAGGCAGCUAUCCAGAGGCAUCUGGCCUUCAUUGACCAGCUCCUUGAUGAUAAGAAGGUGCUGAGUGAGAAGUGCGAGGCUGUGGUAGCUGAGCUGAAACAAGUGGACCAGAAGUACGGCAAGAAGAUCAGCCAGAUGCAGGAGCAGCAUGAGCUGGAGAUCAAGAAACUGAAGGAACUGAUGAGCGCAACCGAGAAAAUCAAGCGGGAGAAGUGGAUCGAUGAGAAGACCAAAAAGAUCCGAGCAGUAACUGUCCUUCCCGCUGCCCCAGGGCUGGAGCCGGAGAUCCAGAAGCUCAUCGCCAAGCACAGGCAGGACAUCAGGAAGCUGAAGAUGCUGCAUGAAGCCGAGCUGCUGCAGUCGGACGAGCGGGCG
Tauraco erythrolophus (red-crested turaco) is the source of this 1524-nucleotide messenger RNA. The record is from RefSeq and is a predicted model, not a curated record. NCBI's taxonomy places the organism in Eukaryota, Metazoa, Chordata, Aves, Musophagiformes, Musophagidae.